AUGUCUCAAUCUUCAUUUUCUCCGCAAUAUUAUGAGAUAUUACAACUACACCAAAAAAGUAAUGAAUAUUAUAAAGACAAAUCCAUAGUACAAGUAAAAGAAGAAUCGUUUAGUAGCAUUCCUGCAAUUCCAGACAAUUUCAUCAUCGACGAGGUUAAAUUAGAUGAAAAGUAUAGAAUUAAAAGCAAGGAAUAUUUGGAGGAUGGAUUGAAAAUAUAUGAGGAU
Messenger RNA from Cetraspora pellucida, 225 nucleotides. The record is from the annotation of a GenBank genome assembly. NCBI's taxonomy places the organism in Eukaryota, Fungi, Glomeromycota, Glomeromycetes, Diversisporales, Gigasporaceae.